AUUUGAGAAAUAUAUCGGACAUCCGGUAUGUACAUGUAACUCCCUCUGAAAAAGCAAAGAGAUGAUGCGAAACAACUGUAAUACAAAGAUGGUGGGUGCUGACAAUGAUAAUCAACGUCCGAAUGAAGUAGAUGUUAAAGGAAACAUGGAUAACGCUCAACAAAAUGGGGAAUUAGUUGCCACAGAGAACAACGAGGAACGAGAUGUAAACGCGGAAGUUAAUGAGCAAAGGAAGAAAUAUCAGCCUACACAUUUGGAAUCAUUUUUUGCUAUAACAAAAUCUUUAAUUAUACGUGCUCUUAUUAUUUAUUUUGUCAGUUAUUUGUUCAAACGAUCUCAGACUGACAAUAAUUCUCAAUCUCCCAAUAUUGUCAAUCCAGCACGUUCACAAGCUGUAAAUAUAUUUGAGAAUGGAACAUUGUUUGAUAUGCAUAUUUAUUUAUCAGAAUCUGAGAAUUUUAAAGAUUUUAAUGAUCCACAAUCAUUAGUAUGGAUAGAGCAAGGAUUAAUAUAUGGAGAUUGGUAUAGUGGGCCAGAUAAAGAUGGAUCAAGAGUUAGAGAACAUAAAUUUGUUCCAUCUGACAAAUUAAAAAAUAAUGGAUCUAUAUAUCUUCAUGUAUAUGUCACAAAAAGUGGAAAAUCUCCAAAUCCUAAAGCAGGAAAAAAUGUAUAUGCUGGGGAUUACAUGUCAUAUUCUAGAAAAAUGUUGAAUAAAUUUAAAAAAAUUAGAUAUCAAAAAAAACAUAAUUUGUUAACUGGUGAAACUACUGCAAGUAAAGAAGAAAUUAAGAAAGCGGAAACAAUGAAUCAGGAAUAUAUAUCACAUUGGCAUCCAAAUUUAACUAUCAAUUUAGUGACUGAUCAUACUAAUUGGGUAUAUGGUCAAGUACCACCACCUUUAGAUACUUACAUUUAUUUUUUACCUGGUGAAAAAUACUAUAAACCUGUAAUAUAUUUGAAUGAUUUUUGGAAUAUGCAAAGAGAUUAUCAACCUUUAAAUGAUAGCAUAAAAGAGCUCGAGCUUAAAUUAAGUUAUGCACCUCUUUCAUUAUUUAAAUGGCAAAUCUAUGCUGCACAAACUAUGAGAAACAAAUGGACAUCUUCAUUAAUGGGAGACUCAUCGGACGAGGAUGAUAAUGAUCAAGAUACUUUAAAAGAAACGUUAUUGGAAACCAACCCAUAUUUGUUGGGUUUAACCAUAAUUGUUUCAAUAUCACAUAGUGUGUUUGAAUUUUUGGCAUUUAAAAAUGAUAUUCAAUUUUGGAAUAAUCGUAAUUCUUUGGAAGGUCUAUCAGUUCGAUCCGUAUUUUUCAACGUGUUCCAAUCGCUUGUUAUUUUACUGUAUGUUCUUGAUAAUGAAACGAAUACGGUUGUACGGAUUAGUUGCGCAAUAAGUUUAUGCAUAGAAGUGUGGAAAAUUAAUAAGGUUGUAGAUAUUAGAAUUAAUAGGGGCGAAAAAAUGCUUGGUAUCCUUCCAAAAAUAAGUUUCCAUGAUAAAGGAUCAUAUGUAGAAUCUUCCACAAAAGAAUAUGAUAGAGUUGCAUUUCAGUAUUUAUCUUGGGUUCUUUAUCCUCUACUAGGAGGAUAUGCAAUUUAUUCGUUAAUGUAUUUAGAACACAAAGGAUGGUAUUCCUGGGUUCUUAGCAUGCUUUAUGGAUUUUUAUUGACAUUCGGUUUUAUCAUGAUGACGCCACAAUUAUUUAUUAAUUAUAAACUGAAAAGUGUUGCACAUCUUCCAUGGCGUAUGAUGUCUUACAAAUUCUUAAAUACAUUUAUCGAUGAUAUUUUUGCAUUUGUUAUAAAAAUGCCAACGCUAUACAGAAUUGGUUGCUUCCGUGAUGACAUUGUUUUCUUCAUAUUUUUGUACCAAAGAUGGAUAUAUAAAACCGAUCACUCUAGAGUAAACGAAUUCGGUUUCUCCGGCGAGAUGGAGGCUAAAAUGAUCAAUGACAAGAAACAAGAAUCUGUUAAAGAUCAACCAAAACUUGAAGCUGAUAAAAAAAAUGAGUAACAUUUAGUGUGCAAUAUUAGCCUUGAGUGUAUUAUUCGAAAUUUAUCUUAAAUUAAUAAAUUUAUUAGUACCAAAGGAUACAUCUAUGCAUCGAUAGGUACCUUUGCGAAUUUGAUAUAACUGAAUGUAUGUACAUGUUCUGUUGAGUUUGAAAUUUAGUUAAAUGAAAGAGCCUCGCACAGAUACAUACGACUUUCAAACGAGAACGUCGAUUUCCAUUGUACUAGGUAAAAUGACAGCAAAAAAAUUAAGCAUAAUUAUAAAGAAUAAUGUAUAUUCUUUUAGAAAGUAGGUAUUCUUGUAAUUUUAUUCAAAUUUGUAUUCACUUUUUAUUCUUAUUUCAAAGUAUUGUAAUUAUUAUCUUUAAUCAAGACUCGUCAUCACCUUGACCAAGAUACUUAAGAAAUAUAAAGUUUAUUUUAAUGUUUAAAAAAAUAUUUCAUACAAAAAUUGU
Megachile rotundata (alfalfa leafcutting bee) is the source of this 2465-nucleotide messenger RNA. Its product is annotated as putative lipid scramblase CLPTM1. Lineage: Eukaryota; Metazoa; Arthropoda; Insecta; Hymenoptera; Megachilidae. The record is from RefSeq and is a predicted model, not a curated record. Gene Ontology annotation, cellular component: membrane; endomembrane system.